Phragmites australis (common reed) is the source of this 1910-nucleotide messenger RNA. RefSeq names its product bZIP transcription factor TRAB1-like. Gene Ontology annotation, biological process: positive regulation of DNA-templated transcription. The transcript has 4 exons. Lineage: Eukaryota; Viridiplantae; Streptophyta; Magnoliopsida; Poales; Poaceae. The record is from RefSeq and is a predicted model, not a curated record. Gene Ontology annotation, cellular component: nucleus. The coding region runs from base 348 to 1394 and encodes 348 amino acids. Gene Ontology annotation, molecular function: DNA-binding transcription factor activity.
CGGGCGCAGAGGAUCCCGGGGGUGGCCACUAUACGCACCGGCGCGGGGAUGGGGACACCUGUCCCCGCCGCACUCUGCCCCCGCCCCCGCCGCGCGCACCCCGCACCAAGGCGAGCCGAGGUGAGGCGAGGGCGAGUCGGCGAGACAGGGAGCAGCUGCCUCCGCCCACCCAACCCAACCCAUCACCAAAGCGGAGAGGGGCGCACAGUCACUUGCCUUCCAAUUCGGCCGUCUCACGCAUCGAUUGCUUCCGCGCCACCCCAAGUAACCUAUAUAGUGCCGCGCGAAAUUCGCUCGGCUUCCUCUUCCUCCGCCGCGUCGCAGUGGGAGGGAGGAGGAAGGGAGGGAUGGAUCUGAAGGACGGCGAGAGGAGAGGGGCGGGGGCGCUGUCGAGGCAGGGGUCGAUCUACUCGCUGACGUUCGAUGAGUUCCAAAGCACGCUCGGCGGGAUGGGGGGAGGGCUCGGCAAGGACUUCGGCUCCAUGAACAUGGACGAGCUGCUGAGGAGCAUCUGGACCGCGGAGGAGAGCCAGGCCAUGGCCUCGGCCUCGGCGUCCGCGGCGCCCGGCGAGGAGGGGGCGCUGCAGAGGCAGGGGUCCCUCACCCUGCCCCGCACGCUCAGCGUCAAGACGGUGGACGAGGUUUGGCGGGACGUCAUGCGCGAGGUGCCGCCGCCGGGGACGGCCGGUGGUGGGGAGCCGCAGCCCAGCCGGCAGCCGACCCUCGGGGAGAUGACGCUGGAGGAGUUCCUGGUCAGGGCCGGGGUCGUCCGGGAGAACCCCGCCGCGGCGACGGAGAUGGCGGCUGCCGUCCUCGUGCCGCCGGUGGCUCCGCGGCCGAUUCAGGCGGUCAAUAAUGGCUCCUCCAUCUUUUUCGGCAACUCUGGGGGCGCCAAUGACAUCGGGGCCGGCGCGAUGGGGUUUGCGCCGGUGGGGAUUGGGGACCAGGCCAUGGGCAAUGGGCUGAUGCCUGGGGUGGCAGGGAUGGCGGGUGCUGCGGUCACUAUGAGUCUGGUGGAUACGGCGGUGGCCCAGCUAGAUUCUGUGGGCAAGGGGAACGAGGACCUGUCCUCGCCGAUGGCGCCGGUGCCGUACCCCUUUGAGGGGGUGAUAAGGGGAAGGAGGAGCGGUGGGGGUGUAGAGAAGGUGGUUGAGCGGCGGCAGAGGAGGAUGAUCAAGAACAGGGAGUCUGCGGCUAGAUCCCGUGCCCGGAAGCAGGCUUAUACCAUGGAGUUGGAAGCUGAAGUUCAGAAACUCAAGGAACUGAACGCAGAAUUGCAGAAGAAGCAGGAAGAAAUGAUGGAAAUGCAGAGAAAUCAGGUCCUGGAAGUGAUCAGCAAUCCGAAUGCUCAAAAGAAACGCUGCCUGCGAAGAACAUUGACAGGCCCCUGGUAAUUGAGUUGAUGAUGAUCAGACUUGACAAGGUAUUUAACAUUAUGGUACUUGUACAUAUCGUCAGGAUUUGGAAACCCCAAAUGCCUGUUGUAUAUUAGUGAUCAACAGAGUCGAGUGUACCAGUGCUUAACGUGCUUCUUUGAUUCACAACCAUGCAAGCAGGCUUUAUUGCACUUCUGUGCCCUCUCAUGCACUUUAUGUACCCUGAUGACUGAUGGUCCUAGUUCCUGUGGUACGGUUUCAUAAGAAUAUAAAUGGGGGUAGUUCAUGGUUGUUUGGCCCCUGAUUGCAUUGUCUAAGAGAAGUUGUGGAGCGUCAUGCUGAUGGAGCUCACUGAACUUUGCAAGAAAUGGCUCUGUAUCUGUUCCAGAUAUUGGAGACAGAGGAGCUCUUUUUGGUACUAUAGGGCUUGAAGUUGGAAGUUUUAGGAUUGAAGUCUGAACCCUUGGUUCAUGUCAUGACCGAACUUAUAACUGAGGGAUAUUGAAGAAGCAUCUAAUGGGUUGAAUUUAUUCA